AUGACCGUACCCUUCAUCCGGAGGAGAGCUAGGAGACCCAAAGUCCGCACUGGCUGCCGCACGUGUCGCGCCAGACAUGUGAAAUGUGGAGAGGAGAAGCCAACAUGUUGGAAUUGCGCCAGGACGGGUAGAGAAUGUGCGGGUUAUGAUUUUGUCAAAACACCCGAGAGAAGCUCACAACUACACAUGUUGCAACCCAAGGAUGCGUCGGUCGCUCUCGUUCCAGCAGUCACCCAUGGCCUACCUUCCUUUCCGGACGGAAUCCACUCGACAACCGGCUACGAGUAUUUCUUCUGCAAGGCAUUUCAGGACCUCCCUGGGAGUAGCUGGGCCUUGGCAUGGGACCGUCUCAUCCUUCCAUUCUGUCAUUCAGAACCAGCCAUUCUAUACGGCGCUAUGGCGAUCGGGUCGCUGCAGCAUCAUAGGCUCGCUUGCAGCGACGACCUUGACGUGAGCUCAGUGCAACCUACGACCGCACUUGCGCAGUACGGAAAGUCUGCUGGCAUCAUCCGAAACGCCAUUGAAAAGUACAGACAGAAGACUACUAGCAUGAAUGACAUUGAGACGAUUCUUACGGCCUCGCUAUUGUGGUUCUGCUUUGAGAUUCUGCAUGACCAAGACGACAUGGCAAACAUGCACCUCUCUAACGGACUCAGAAUCUUGCAUGAGCACGUCGGCCGUAAAGGACUCACGAAUGCUAUAAAAAAUCCAGGACAUGAAAGGCCCAUAGAGCUUAGCGUCGGUGCUUGCUCGAGGAUGGACCUCCUGAUUCAGACCUUUGUACGACUGGAUGCGGAUAUGACUCCACUGAUUGAAGAUACAACCUUUCUUUCGCCCAUUUGUAGACAGCCGGUGCCCUCUUCGUUUUCAUCCCUCGACGAAGCCAUGAUCUUCAUCGAUGUUGUGCAGAGUCAAGUAUUCAAUAUUGGCCGUGAGCUCGAUAUCUUGGCUGAGGAAUUUCUCGAGGCGACAUAUCCAAACUUCAGCUUUCUCGACGAGACCGUCCAGGAGAUGCUCGUCCUCGCAAAAUCUCGCACCGUCGCGGCACCCAUCGAUCUCAUCAUACGUAUGGAAGAAGCGACAGAGGUGUUAAAGACGCUCAUGGUAGCCUUGACGGCUCUUCCCUCCUCAGACCCACCAGAUGCUCGCAGGAUGCUGGUGGAGCUGCAUUUGUUCAUUGUCUGGUUCGAUGCCUCUAUCUGGAAGGAUGCUGACGAGAUGGAAGUGGAUCGUUUCGACCAGCAGUUCGACCACAUUAUGGCUAUCGCCGAGCAGUACUUUGCCGCCAACGAGGCCGAAGCAACGAAUUCAACUCAGGAGGUCACUUCGCGAAUACCAGCCUCCAAAACCCGUGCUGCCUUCCAAAUCGGAAGCAGCACACUCAACACCGUCUGCACAAUCAUCGAGAAGUCUCGCAAUUCUACGAUCCGUCGACGGGGCAUCAAGCUCAUUGCACAAAUGGACAUGCGCGGUGUCUUUGACGCAGCCUUUCUGGCCGCCUACUAUCAAAGCGUGGUGGAUAUGGAGGAGGAUGAAGCAAGGAGACUUCUGGGACUGCCGCCUACUUAUAUGUUUCAUCUGAACGAGAUCCCAGCAGAAGCACGAUUGACAGAAGUGGAAGUGACAGGGGCGGAUGAUGAUAGUACCGACGACGGACACAACAUUAUGUUCUACCACCGGCAAAUGGGUCGGAUGGUGACCUCGACAGCACGCGACAGCUACAAACCAGUCACUCAAUCCUUCACAACUUCCCUCAAUCCUCAACUCCCCUUCAAAUCCUCCUCAACAUACGCCUUCAACGCAUCCGCCAUGGCCUGA
This is a messenger RNA of Zasmidium cellare ATCC 36951, 1818 nucleotides long. RefSeq lists its product as uncharacterized. The record is from RefSeq and is a predicted model, not a curated record. Gene Ontology annotation, biological process: regulation of DNA-templated transcription. The coding region runs from base 1 to 1818 and encodes 605 amino acids. NCBI's taxonomy places the organism in Eukaryota, Fungi, Ascomycota, Dothideomycetes, Mycosphaerellales, Mycosphaerellaceae. The transcript has 2 exons. Gene Ontology annotation, molecular function: DNA-binding transcription factor activity, RNA polymerase II-specific; zinc ion binding.